This is a messenger RNA of Onthophagus taurus, 1582 nucleotides long. RefSeq names its product myrosinase 1-like. Gene Ontology annotation, molecular function: beta-glucosidase activity. Gene Ontology annotation, biological process: carbohydrate metabolic process. The record is from RefSeq and is a predicted model, not a curated record. NCBI's taxonomy places the organism in Eukaryota, Metazoa, Arthropoda, Insecta, Coleoptera, Scarabaeidae.
AACUUGAUUAAUUAUGCAACCAAAAUUGCAAAUUUAAUUUUCUGUUUUAUAAAGACAUAAUGUCAUGAUUUUACUAUUUCUGGCAUUCUUCAGUUUAUUUUUGCAAACCACCCUCGGUAAUAAUGUGUUUCCUGAUGAUUUUUUAUUCGGGGUUUCAACCUCAGCUUAUCAAAUAGAAGGUGGAUGGAAUGCGAAUGGUAAAGGUGAAAGUAUUUGGGAUGUUUUCUCCCAUAACAAUCCCGAUAAAAUAAUCGAUAAUUCGACUGGUGAUGUAGCCGCUGAUUCUUAUCACCAAUUCCGCGAAGAUUUAGCUAAUUUAAUUUAUCUUGGAGUACAUUUUUACCGAUUUUCGAUAUCUUGGCCGCGAGUUUUACCAACGGGGUUUAUUAAUCAUGUUAAUCCGGAUGGGGUUAAAUAUUAUAGUGAUAUAAUCGAUCAAUUAUUAUCGAAUAAAAUCGAACCAAUGGUAACGAUGUAUAAUUGGGAUUUGCCGGCGAUGUUACAAGAAUUGGGUGGAUGGACAAACCCGAAUAUCGGAAGUUAUUUCGUCGAUUACGCCGAUUUUUUAUUUAGCAAGUUUUCGCAUAAAGUUAAGUAUUGGAUUACGUUUAAUGAACCGGGGGAAAUAUGCGAAACUGGUUAUGGAUUAGGACUUAAUGCACCCGGAAUUAAUAUGAGUGGAAUCGCUGAUUAUUUGUGUGGAAAAACUGUUUUAUUGAGUCACUCAAAAGUUUAUCGAUUAUAUAAGAGUAAAUAUAAUAAUGGAAAGUUAGGGAUUUCCAUUUCCACGCCAUGGUAUGAACCCAAAAACAAGAAUGUUAAAGCUGAUGUGAAAGCGGCAGAAAGAGCGAUGCAAAUGGAAUUUGGUUGGUGGGCUCAUCCGAUUUUUUCGCGACACGGUGAUUAUCCGGAUAUAAUGAAGGAUCGAAUAAAGAAUUUAAGCUUAGCGAAUAAUUUCACCGGGACUCGAUUACCGUAUUUCUCCAAAGAUGAGAUAAAAAGGAUUCGUGGUUCAGCCGACUUUUUAGGCUUGAAUCAUUACACAACUUAUUUGGUGAGUCCUAAUGAUUACAAUACAAACUUGACGUCCCACGUAAAAGAUGUUGGAGUUAAAAAAGAAAUUGACCCGAAAUGGCCAGCUUCGAAAGCGCGAUGGUUAAAAGUCGUUCCGUGGGGUCUUGAAAAACUAUUAAUUUGGAUCAAAAAUGAAUAUAACAAUCCAUGUAUUUAUAUUACGGAGAAUGGUUAUCCGGAUGAUGGAGGUCUUUUAGAUAUGGAUCGAGUUAGAUAUUUAGCAGGUUAUAUAAAAUCGAUGUUAAAAGCGAUGCAAGAAUCUCAAGUUAAUGUCAAAGGUUAUGCAGUUUGGAGUUUAAUGGAUAAUUGGGAGUGGAUUGAUGGAUUUACUUUAAAAUUUGGAUUAUAUCAAAUCGAUUAUGAUGAUUGCGCGAGAAUUAGAAAGCCGAAAUCUUCCGUUAAUUUCUACAGAGAUUUAAUACACGUUAUGGAAAUCCCAGCAAUUUGCUUCGAAGGGGCUCCGGUUAUACCAAAAAUAGAACAUAUCUAAUAAAUUAUUAAAAUUUAA